Messenger RNA from Diabrotica balteata, 441 nucleotides. Lineage: Eukaryota; Metazoa; Arthropoda; Insecta; Coleoptera; Chrysomelidae. The record is from the annotation of a GenBank genome assembly.
AUGAAUUUGGUAUGUAUGUUUAUACAACAUCUUAUAUUUACAUCGUUUAAAUAUAUUAGCUGCCAUUUGACGGCUACGCCAUAUUUUUAUGAUAUGGAUAAUAAAAUUGUUACUUAUUCCGACAUGGAAAGACUGGUAAAGGAUAGAAACGCUUUAAUAAUAGAUGUGAGGGAGGUUAAAGAAAUAAAAGAGACUGGAUUAAUUGAAAACAGCAUUAAUAUACCUUUGCCCCUCCUUAGAAGUGCUCUAACCUCUCCAAAAAAUGAAUUUGAAAGGACAUAUCAACGGGAAGCCCCGAAUUAUAAUUCAUUAUUGGUAUUUACUUGCAAGUCAGGAAAUCGAGCAUUAAAAGCUUUAAACGAAGCUGAAUCUCUUGGAUUUAAGAAUUGCAAGUAUUAUAAAGGAAGCUGGGAUGAAUGGUCGCAAAAGAAACGUUUAUAA